This is a messenger RNA of Gasterosteus aculeatus aculeatus (three-spined stickleback), 2771 nucleotides long. RefSeq names its product talin rod domain containing 1 (gene tlnrd1). The record is from RefSeq and is a predicted model, not a curated record. NCBI's taxonomy places the organism in Eukaryota, Metazoa, Chordata, Actinopteri, Perciformes, Gasterosteidae. Gene Ontology annotation, molecular function: actin binding.
UGUCAUUUGAGCGACUCGGCCGCAGGUCGCUUGACGUAACGGGGACGUCUCACGGCUGAUUAACUAAAGUACCAGCAGCCGCUAAACUCCUCGGAUCUCCUGCUUCUAAGGAACCGCAUUCUUCGUCCGCGCGAGACAACGAGCCGUUCACGAGCCGGAUGGGACGCGGAUUCUGAGAGAACAGCAACUUGCGCCGCUCUUUCGCUUCUGUGUGACCGCGGAGGCGCGACCACACCCUCCCCGCUUCCUCAUAGCGCUGCAGCGGGAGCGCGCGGCGCGACCCCGAGCCGCCGGGAAUAACGGCCGCUUCUCCCGCGGAGCAGCCCCCCCCCCCCCGAUGCACGGGGCUCCGCGUGCGCACACCGGAGCCUGCUAGGACAUGAGCGGCGAGUCCUCUCGGAAGACAUGCGGGGCUCCACGGCCAGUGGUCCCGAGUUAGGACGCGGGCACACGGACGAUGCAGCUGCCGGCGUGUAACCCGGGACUCUGCCUGAAAAAGAAGCGGUUGAAAGCGGAGUGACGGGACCGCGUCCCGGUGGAUUCGCCUCGGAGGAGCUCGUGAAGCGAUGGUGCCGGAGGGAAACGCGCUUCUUCCCGCUGUCCCAGAGAGCCGCCCCGGUGGAGCCCCGUUCGCGAGCAGCAUGAGUCCGCCAGGCCGGUCCAACUCCCUGGGAGCAAGUGGGACAAAACCUCGGUGCUGUUUCAGGCUGCGAGUGGACACGAAAUGAGAGGAGAGACUGAAAAGACAUUUAGGUCACUAGAUCGAAGUGUGGCGUUUUCUUGGCUAUGUUCACAAAAAGAAGCCGCUAUUGACUUUUCUUGUUUGAACGUUGUGCACUUUGCCUGUUAAAAGGUCACUGCAGCUCGUGUCCAACCUGUGAGGGACAACGAUGGUAACAUUGUCUUUUGGAUUACGCUGUUUAGGGCAUUUAAGUAAUUCGGACGACCGCAUGGAAUUCGUUACACUGAUCGUUCUGAACUUCACUAACUAAUGAGCAGCGGCGGUCGUAGUCGGGCUUUAGUGAUCGUACGAUUCCUACAGUAAAUGCAGUUCUUUCUACAUGUUUACAUCUGUAAUUCAUGACUUUUAUUCUGAAGGAGGUGGCCAGUUAUUUACACGUGUUUGUAGAAAACAGGGAGGUGAGGCUGCUCUUGGAAAUGUCUCCAACUGUAAGAUGCCGAUAAGCACACAUAACUGAUCCCCUCCACAAGAGCUGUUUGACCCCCGCCCACCUCCACCCCCUCCCCUCCCUAUUAUGGCGAGUGGUGGCUCUGGCAAUUCGGCUAGCGAGGGGUCCCCCGGCGUACCCGGCGUCACGCUGCAGCAGAGGAAGCGUCUCUCCUCCACGUGUGACACCUGCAAGGGCAAAAUGCAGCUGGUGGCCGACCUCCUGCUGCUGUCCAGCGAGACGCGGCCCGUCAUGACGUCUGAAGGCGUAGCGGUGGCCGACACCUUCGACCAGUGCCGCGACACCGUCAUCGCCAGGACCAAGGAGCUCUCCAUUCUCACCCACGACAUCCAGAGCCAGCUCAACAUGGGCCGCUUUGUGGAGGUGGGGGACCGCCUCGUGGAGGUGGCGGACCUGGUGGUGUCUCUGACCGAGUGCUCGGCCCACGCCGCUUACCUGGCGGCCGUGGAGACCGCCGGCUCUCAGCCCUGCCUGCCGGGCCUGGUGGACCGCUACAAGGUGACCCGCUGCCGGCACGAAGUGGAGCAGAGCUGCGGCGUCCUCCGGGUCACACCCCUGCCGGACCUCACCCCCCAGCUCCUGCUUGAGCUCUCUCAGAACAUCUCCACCAACCUUAAGAAUCUGACUGAUAUCUCCUCGCUAGCCAGCGAGAAGUCCAGGGACCGCUUUGCCAAGGAGCAGUUCAAGCUGAGCGUGAAGAGCAUGAGCACCAGCGGCACGGCCUUCCUGGCCUGCGUCAAGGAGGUGAAGAGCCAGCCCUGCGAGCUGACCCGCAGCCGCUGCGUCCUCUUCAGUGCGGCUCUGGUGCAGGCCGUCGGCGCCCUGGUCGGGUUCGCCACGGAGCCGCAGUUCCUCGGGAGGGCCGCGGGCAUCUCCCCAGAAGGGAAGGGGGUACAGACUGCGGUGUUGGGGGGAGCCAUGAGCGUGGUCUCGGCCUGCGUCCUCCUAACUCAGGGCCUCAGAGACGUUGCCCAGCACCCCGAGAGCAGCUCCAAGAUGGCCGAGUACCGCGAGCGCCUGCGUAACUCUGCGUGCGCCGUGUCCGACGGCUGCACGCUGCUCACCCAGGCCCUCAGAGAGCGCUCCUCCCCCAGGGCGCUGCCGCCAGUCAACUCCCAUUCUGUGAAUUAGUUUAGGAAGGCUCCUGCCCGCCGUGCCAGAGGGACUCGCCCGGGUCCUCGGCCGGCUGCGUGUUGGGACGCCGAGGAGUGCCAGUAACGCCACGGGGUUCUGUGUCGCGCUGGAUGUGGCUCCGACCCGGUUACUGCCGACCGCCCGCUCUCCGCGACGAACCUGAAAAGUUUACCUCAGUUUUCAGCGGCGGUGCCGGUGGAUGUGGCCUGCGGUUGGUCACCUGCUCCAUUACGUGUGCUUUGUGAGAUUAGAGGGGGGUCGGAGCGUCUCACUGCUUUGUUGUGGUUUUCAACUUGUGAAUUCUUAAUUGGCAAAAAGCUGCUGUGAGUGUGUGCCAUAGGUUUUACACUAUUUACCAGACUUCCCAUAGUAUUUUAAAGUGUUUUGAUCAUGCAUGUAAUGGAGUAUUUAUUUCAAUAAUUAAAAAUAUUGUUUCCGAAAUUGAAA